GGGGCAGCGGCUGGGGGGCGCCUGGGGCCGCCCCUGAGGGCGAGCGCAGAUGGGGCCCUGCCUCGGGCCGGGGCGAGCUCUGACAGAAUCCCCCCGCCUGGGCCGCAGGAGGGGGGCUCGCUCGUCGCAGCCGGCGUAUGUCUACCGUGUCGCUUUGCGGUGUUGGCCUGAAUUUAAAACUGUUUAUUACAAAAACGAAGCCAAAACCAAAACAGUGGGAAUGCAUCGGAGGCUGCUGUGGUGUUGCCGGGGGAAAGUUUUCACCCGUAGGAAGCAGACCCCCCUCAGGAUUCCCACACAAAGCGCCCUGCAGCUGCUGCAGUCAGCUCCCCCAAGCACCGGCCUGAGGCGGCCGAGGGGCGGCACUUCGUGUCUCGGCUCCCCGUCAGAGCACACGGAAGCAAAUAGUUCGUCAUAAUGAUGACGUAUUACCCACGGCAUCGUGGAGUUCUCAACGCUACGUGCUGUGGCGAACUAUUUACUCAGUGAUGGAAUCAGGGAGAGGCAGAUAUGGGCUCAUUAUGCCAAAAAAAUUGCCACAGAAAAAUCUCGUUUCAAAGAAACUCUCAGUGUUUGCAGAUGACUCUGAUGAAGAGCCGUCUGUUGGUGAAAGUCUUCAGAAAGAAGCAUUGAAAAAACAAGCAAUGAAACAGACUAAAUUGGAGAUUCAGAAGGCUUUGGAGGAAGAUGCUACAGUGUAUGAAUAUGACAGUAUUUAUGAUGAAAUGCAGCAGAAGAAGAAAGAAAUUAAUGCCAGAGUGUUAUCUGGAAAAGAUGACAAAAAGCCCAGAUACAUCCAAAAUAUCCUCAAAGCAGCUGAGAUUAGAAAGAAGGAGCAAGAAAAAAGAAUGGAAAGAAAAAUUCAGAAAGAACGUGAAAUGGAAGGAGGAGAGUUCGCUCACAAGGAGGCUUUUGUGACUUCAGCCUAUAAGAAGAAGCUGCAAGAAAGGGCAGAGGAGGAGGAAAGAGAAAGAAGAGAGGCAGCUCUCGAAGCGUACCUGGACGUGACCAAACAGAAGGAUCUCAGUGGAUUUUACAGGCAUCUUCUAAACCAGAGAGUAGGGGAAGAAGAGAUGCCUAAAUGCAGCUUCCGUGAAGCCAGGAUAAAGGAAGAAAAAUCUGACAGUUGUUAUGAUGAAUCCAACCAAAGGAACAAAUGCCCCUCUGAAAGGCAAAGAGUGAAGCCCUCUGCUAAGAAAGAGAAUAAUCCAGAUGCUGAUACCGACUUGGGAACUGAUAGUAGUGAUGAUGAUAAGAGACACAAAAAUAGUAAAGUAAAUUUGAAAAAGAAGAAAAGGAGAGAGAGCUCUGUGAGCAGUGAAGAGGAGCUUAAACGUCCCAAAAGCCAGAGGCAUUCCAGGUCACCAAGCUCAUCCAGUGUGGAGGAAGAGCUGCGCACAAAAGCCCAAACAAAUGAUCUUACAAAGAGCAGACCAAGCAGAAGGGGAAAUGACGAACAGUACAGGGAAAAAGAUAAUGAGAGAAGUAGGACCCAUGAAAAGGAUCACCAAAGGGAAAAGGAAGAGCGACACAGGUAUGGAGAUCACACUAAUAAAGAUAGCUAUAGAAGGAGGGAAGAGCAGGAUGAUAAACAAAGGGGGAAGGAAAGAAAAGAGAGGGAGGGACAUGGCAGAGAAUGGAGGAAGGCAAAGGAGAGAGACGAGAAGGGCUCAGAAAAGGAACGAGAGAAAGAAAGAAUAAGAAAUGGUAAAGAUAGAUAUAGUGACAGAGGGAAGGAGAGAGGAGAGAAAUGCAGAGAAAAGGAAGAUCAUGUGAAGGAGAGGAGAGAGAAAUAUGGUAGUGACGAAAAGAAGUACAGAGAGAGAAGGGAAGGUACUCCUACAUCUUUGGAAAAAGAUGGAGAGACUGAUCUGGAAAAAGAGAGGAAAGGAAAAGAGAGAGAGGUGGAUGAGAAGGGAAGAUCCAGCUCUGGAAUUUUGUCUGAGCAGAAACGUAAAGCUGGAGAAGAAGGGGAGAAAGAGGAGAAAGAACAAGCACAGAAACCAUCUGAGAGCAUGAGCAAAUUUGCUAAACGGAGCAAUGAAGAGACAGUCAUGUCAGCAAGGGACCGCUAUUUGGCAAGGCAAAUGGCACGUGUCAGCACUAAAUCUUACAUUGAGAAGGAAGAAGAUUAAUGUCCCUGUGAGACAGAAACACUUGGUCUCUCGACCAAGAGGAAAAGCCACUGCUGCAUGGACUCUUGUACAGAAGUAAAAGUGUAUCCUAGCUAUUUAUUCCUGGCUUUCAUUUAAGAAAUUCUGUGUGCCAUAAUAGAAGAACAACUUUUGAAAUGGAUUAAUGAAUCACUUGAUACACACCCUUAGUCUGUUUAUACAGUUGAAAUACUAAAUUUGACUGACACUGUCCAACCUGGCCUUCGGUACCAUAUUCUUGAUACGUGAAGAUUCUGGGCCAGACCUGGGAGUGUUAAAUAACACAGGGUGAGAAUACCUGUAAAAGUGGGGAAAAAAGCAAGAAAAACAGCCUGAAUAACAAUCUAGGAGAUUUCUGUACGUAGUAUGGUGUUUUGUAAGCUAAAUGCAUAUUGACAUACGAAUUUUGUAUUUAUGUGUGGGCUUUGGUUUUGGGGACCUGAUGUACAGAAACACUUAAAUAAAGUGUAAGAUACGUACUGGA
This is a messenger RNA of Grus americana (Whooping crane), 2637 nucleotides long. It is a transcript of the gene NSRP1, whose product is annotated as nuclear speckle splicing regulatory protein 1. Lineage: Eukaryota; Metazoa; Chordata; Aves; Gruiformes; Gruidae. Gene Ontology annotation, biological process: regulation of alternative mRNA splicing, via spliceosome. The record is from RefSeq and is a predicted model, not a curated record. The transcript is spliced from 7 exons. Bases 489 to 2135 code for a protein of 548 amino acids.